AUGGACUGGUUCUCUUGGCUAUCCAAGACCAACCUAGACCCUUUUCUACUCUAUGAAUAUAGCCUCACUUUUACACGCAAUGAGCUUCAAUUACAAGAUUCAAUCCACUUCACCCAUGAGUUUCUUCAAAGCAUGGGAAUUUCAGUUGCCAAACAUAGGCUAGAAAUUCUCAAGCUUGUCAACAACCAAAAUGACAAAGUGCCAAAAAACACCAACAAGUUUUCUUUGGUUAUCAAAAAGUGUAUAAAGAAGUGUCUUAGCAAGCUCAUUUUCCAUCAAGAAAAAGAAAAAAACAUGAACAUGUUUUCAUUGCAACAAGAGCAAAGUUGGAACCAAGGGAAAUGGAGAAGAGCAUUGGUAAGUGAGGAACUCAAAGGAGAAAAGGGUAUGCAUAGAAAUAGGAGAGUAGCAUUUUCAGGGCCUUUAGAUGGAAGAAUGUAUAAUGAGAAAAUGGUAAUUACCAACAAAAAUAUGUUGAAAUUUUCUGGUCCUCUUGAUGGAAAAGUGAGUGAAAGAAAAAUGGUUUACACAAAUAGAAGUCCAGUGAGAAAUAGGCCUAUUGAAGGAAGGAGUCCAAGAUUUUCUGGACCAAUAAGCCCAAUUGAUUUUCAUUGUCUCUACAACAAGACAAUAGAUGAUUAUGAUUUUGAGGAUUCUGAAAUGUGGCGUGCAUUGUUUGAAGAUCUUAAACCAACUUGA
This is a messenger RNA of Lathyrus sativus (Indian pea), 699 nucleotides long. The record is from the annotation of a GenBank genome assembly. NCBI's taxonomy places the organism in Eukaryota, Viridiplantae, Streptophyta, Magnoliopsida, Fabales, Fabaceae.